This is a messenger RNA of Mucor velutinosus, 450 nucleotides long. RefSeq lists its product as uncharacterized. Bases 1 to 450 code for a protein of 149 amino acids. The record is from RefSeq and is a predicted model, not a curated record. The transcript has 2 exons. Lineage: Eukaryota; Fungi; Mucoromycota; Mucoromycetes; Mucorales; Mucoraceae.
AUGGUCGUAGUGCCCAUGGGUUUCUCCUGUGUAUGCAGUUCCAGCAAUAAUUCCUCUAACGAUAGAUCGGUGCUGCUGGUCACUCAGUUUCCACUACCUUACAUGAUCUUUGAUCUGUUUGCAUUCAUCUUUAGAGUGUCCACUACUGGAUUCUAUCUGAAAGAGCAGUACUUUGAAUAUUACAGCGAAAGCAAGCGCAAUGUGUAUGUCGUGGAGACAAGCGCAGUGUUAAUCAUGAUAUUGCUCUGGCUCCUCAGUUUUCCAUUUACGUUUGGGUUUCAUACACCACUGUUUAAAAAGAGAGCAAACGAUGCUGAUCCAACACCAGAAAAGCUGGAUUACACUGCCAAACAAUAUAUUUUUGUCGCUUUUUUGAUUACAGUUGAAAGCUGGAGAGAAAACACUGUCAAGGAUGAGGAAGGCGGUGCUGCUGCAGUACCUAUGACCUGA